AUGGGCACCCAAACUAUAGAAGAAGCAUCAGAAUUGUAUACAGAUGGAUCCAGAUUCUGGAGCUCUGAAAAAGGGUGUUUUGUGACAGGAUGGGCAAUAUACAAUGCAGAGACCAAAGAACAUAAGAAGGGUAGUCUCCCAGGGGGAUGCUCAGCACAAAAAGCCAAACUAGAAGCAGUUAAACAAGCCUUGUUAUUGCCCAGACCUGUAAAUAUUUAUAUAGACAGUGAAUAUGUAGUCCGAGUCUUAGCAUCAUCUCUUCCCAUUUGGGCAAGGAGAGGUUUGAUUACAGCUGGUGGUAAACCAAUCAGUCACCAGGAAGUGUUGACAGCAAUUUGGAGUUUAAUAAAAGAUGACAAUCCUUCUACAGUGAGUAUAAAUAAGGUCAAAGCUCACACCAAAAAUGAGGUACACAGUCAGGCGAAUAAAAUAGUAGAUCGGCUAGCAAAAUAA
Protopterus annectens (West African lungfish) is the source of this 453-nucleotide messenger RNA. Its product is annotated as ribonuclease H-like. The record is from RefSeq and is a predicted model, not a curated record. The transcript has a single exon. Lineage: Eukaryota; Metazoa; Chordata; Ceratodontiformes; Protopteridae. The coding region runs from base 1 to 453 and encodes 150 amino acids. Gene Ontology annotation, molecular function: nucleic acid binding; RNA-DNA hybrid ribonuclease activity.